AUGAAAUAAAAUAAUUACAAAACUUCAUAAGUUGAUCUUUCAAGUAUUGCUGAAUAAUCAAAUACUCAAUCAGAUGUAGAAUUAGAAUAAAUAGACAUGGCUAAAAUGAAUUGUUAUGAAUAUUAUACUGCGAUAGAUCCUAUAUCAACUCAAGUCUUCUAAAUUGAAGGUGAACAUCAUAUUAAAGAAUUGUUUAAUCGCUUGAUAAAGAAGGUAAUUGAAAAGGCAUAAGAAAAUGAAAUCUUAAGAAAGUUACCUACUGUUUCUGCUACAAAUUCAUUAAGUCUUUUAGUUAUGCCUUUGGUGCAAGCAUUCUGUAAACCUGAAAAUCCAAAUCAAGAUAUUCAAAGUGGUGGAUUAGGCGAGGACUUUGAACCUGUACGAAAUCUAUUUAAUUUAAGUUUCACAUUUAACAAGAAUAGUGGCUGACAUCUAAAAUUAAUAUGGAAAUCAAGCCAGAGAUUAGACCGAACACUUGUUAAACUUCAAGUCCAAUGACUUUUGCCAGAUCGAAAGUUUUUGUAAUUUAAUUAUUCAUUUUAGGAUUAAACUUAAACAAUAAAAGAAAAGAAAUAGUUAGAUCCUUUGCCUAUAGAUUUAGUAGAUCCAUUAGAUAUUAGUAUUACAGAGGAGCAAUUGAGAAAUGAGAAGGAAAGAUAAACAAAGGAGAAAUUAGAAUUAAAUGAAGCUGAAAAAAGAAGGAAACUAAAAGAAGAAAAAGAAGAAUAAUUAAAAUACGAAUUGAUGGCCAAAGAUAAGAAAUCUAAGCAAUAUACAUAUGAUUAUGAUGGCAAACUGAUAUCUGUUAACUUGGCUAAAGGUACUAAAUUACCACCUCCUGCAUCAACCUUGGGGUAUAGUUCAAUAUUUUUUAAGAUCUAAAUUCGAAGAGGAUCAAACUGCAAAAGUAAAUCCAAAAAAGAAAUAUAAUAAAGUUCCAUGGAAUAAUAAGAAAACUGAUGAUGAAAAGGAUAAAGAGAAGGAUACAUUCAAGUUUAAUUAAAUAGCUCCUUUAGUUGUAGAGAAUAUGAAUUUAUAACCAGGAAUUGUAGUCAUUCAUGAAGGGAGAAUCAAAGAGGGCACCAGGCCAAAUACUGUCGAUUUAUAAAACAUGAAUAAUCCAACUCUGAGAAUGGCAAGGAAUGAAUAUCUUAGUCUUACUUAACAAAUGAAUUCUUCUAUUAACCAUAAUGUUUAAAUUAAAGCAGAAGACAAGCCAAUAAAAGAGAUUGAUAAAGGGAAAGGAUUCAAUUAUGAUAGACUAAAGAGACUUAGUUAGUAAUCAAACAAUCAAUUAGGAGUUAUAAAGUAAUGUUAAUUUAUAAGUGGAUAGAAUCAAUUCUACAAAAAUAUUUGAAUAAUUAGCGCAAGCUUUUUUUGAGGAGCCUGAAGAAUUACCAAAAAUCAUUAAUUAAUAAACAUCAAAGAGUUCUUAAGAAAACACAUUGAAAGGAGUGAAAAGCCCUAUAGACUAGUUUAACUUAUCCUUAUAUAAAAAUAAUAUUGUGGGCAAAGAUUAAUAAAGUGAAAUUGGAAUAAAUUAUGAGAAAUUAAAAACUCUAAAAGCCAACUCAAGGUAAAACUAUAUACAUUUUAGAGAUUUGAAAUCCUCAAUAGGUUCAAGAUCCAAUAGACCAAGAGAAAGAAAAAUGUUAUCGGAAUAAAGCACCCUUCCUACUGUGAGGAGUUAAAAAAACUUUAAAUUAUGAUCACUUUUGUUGUAUAUAUUUUAUUGACAAGGAGUGUGAUUAAUUAUUUUAUUAAAAUUAUGGAAUUAUUAAGAGAUCCAUCGCAUGAUAGAGUAGUGAAAACCUUGAAGCCACCUCCUCAUCAUCCCCUCUCUCGCUAACUCAUGUUUCCAGAAAAACUAAAGAGUAACUAACUUUGAAAUUAUUAGAUAAACCUGACUGGAGAUUAUUACUAGAUCAUUUAUCAAAAGAGGGUAGAAUUGCAAAAGAAGAACUUUUCAAAUUAGUUUAAGAAUGCAAUAAAAUAUUUAGUAACAUUUUCUUAAAAAAAAAAAUAACAGAAAAUGAGGGGAAUCUCAUUUAUUUGCAUGAUCCUUUAACAGUUGUAGGGGACAUUCAUGGCCAAUACUAUGAUUUAAUUAAAAUGUUUGAUGUCGGAGGCAAUGUAGAAACAACAAAAUAUCUAUUUUUGGGUGAUUUUGUUGACAGAGGUUCAUUUUCCAUCGAAGUGAUCGUCUUAGUAUAUGCAAUUAAGAUCAACUUUCCAAAUACUGUUUUUUUCCUAAGGGGGAACCAUGAAUGUAGACAGCUCACAAGCUUUUUCAAUUUUAAGGACGAAUGUAUACAAAAAAAAACCCUCUCAUCAAGGCCUCUAUAAGUAUGACCAAGAAACCUA
Paramecium octaurelia is the source of this 2364-nucleotide messenger RNA. The record is from the annotation of a GenBank genome assembly. Lineage: Eukaryota; Ciliophora; Oligohymenophorea; Peniculida; Parameciidae.